Pleuronectes platessa (European plaice) is the source of this 6901-nucleotide messenger RNA. RefSeq names its product RAS guanyl releasing protein 3 (calcium and DAG-regulated) (gene rasgrp3). NCBI's taxonomy places the organism in Eukaryota, Metazoa, Chordata, Actinopteri, Pleuronectiformes, Pleuronectidae. Gene Ontology annotation, cellular component: plasma membrane. The coding region runs from base 682 to 2799 and encodes 705 amino acids. Gene Ontology annotation, biological process: Ras protein signal transduction; positive regulation of GTPase activity. Gene Ontology annotation, molecular function: calcium ion binding; guanyl-nucleotide exchange factor activity. The transcript is spliced from 18 exons. The record is from RefSeq and is a predicted model, not a curated record.
UGUGAUACAUUUCCUGCUUUGCUCUGUUCCACUUUACCUUGUGUGGUCCCUAUAUUUAGCUCAGUCCAGGGAAACCAACCAACACAGGCAGGAAAACUAAGUUUGGAAAGAAUUGAAGGAAGUCUAGUGGCCGUUUAGACAAACAGCUCACACACUGGGAUCAGUUCUGGCUGAACACGCAGCAGCAGUGCUGUAUAUGGCUGAGACAGACAAAGGGCUUCGGAGGGACACAGGAGCAUUACAAGAAAGACUUGGGAAAUAUUCGCUUGAGCGCUGACUGGAUAGCUAUGCUAGUCCUUGUGGAUCCAGCUAGUCUUGCGUUUGGAUGUGGGUUUAAACAGACAGCUUGGAUCUAGACGUGAACAUGUUUAGAAGGUGGAUUUGAGUGGUCAACCGAUAGAUCUCAACAUAUUGGAGGUCACAAAUCAGGACUGUCAGGACCGCUGUCGCUCCAGGCUGCUGUGUUUACCAACAAGAGGAGGAGGUCAUAGUGUAGUAUCCAUCAUGGGAGUCUCUCUGCUUCCCAGCCAAUAGCAGCCUGCAGCCUGCAGCAUGCGGCAGCAGUAACAGUUAUCUCAUUGAAAGGACUAAUCUUUAACUUGGAUGGUUGCUGACACGCUGCUGUAUAGGCGAACCGUGGCGAAGAAGUGCUGACCUCUGUCCUACUCUCAGCUUGGGACUAUGGGAUCAUCCACAUUGGGAAAGGCAGCAUCUCUUAAUGCUCUUUUAAAUGAAUGCAUUCAAACAUUUGAUGACAAUGGGGAGCUGCAGGACAACCUGCUUCCUCGAACCCUACUGCUGAUGCAUCAAUGGUAUGUGACAUCCUCAGAGCUGGCAGGGAAACUACUGAUGAUGUACCAGGACUGCAGUGACGACAGCUGCCAGGACACCAGACUGAAGAUUUGUCAUUUAAUGAGGUACUGGAUCGUGACAUUCCCUGCAGAGUUCAACCUGGACUUGGGUCUGAUCAGGAUAACAGAGGAGUUUAGGGACGUGGCUACUCAGCUCGGCUGUGAGGAUCAUUUCAAACUCAUAGACAUCUCAACCAUUCCAUCAUACGAUUGGAUGCGUAAGCUGACCCAGCGGAAGAAGCAGGCCAAGAAAGGCAAGGCCUCACUACUGUUUGACCACCUGGAGCCAAUGGAGCUGGCUGAACAUCUCACCUUCCUAGAGUUCAAGUCUAUCCGGAGGAUAUCGUUCACUGAUUACCAGAGCUAUGUGACUCACGGCUGCCUUGUGGACAACCCAACUCUGGAGCGCUCCAUUGCGCUGUUUAACGGCGUGUCUCAGUGGGUCCAGCUCAUGGUGCUCAGCAAGCUUACACCUCAGACCCGUGCAGAAGUCAUCACCAAAUACAUCCAUGUGGCUCAGAAACUUCUGCAGCUGCAGAACUUCAACACUCUGAUGGCGGUAGUGGGGGGACUGAGCCACAGCUCCAUAUCUCGACUUAAGGAGACUCACUCUUAUCUGGCUCCAGAGGUUGUGAAGAUCUGGAGUGAGAUGACAGAGUUGGUAUCUUCCAGCAACAACUACUCCUGCUAUCGCAAGGCCUUCAUCGAGAGUCAGGGCUUUAAAAUCCCCAUCUUGGGUGUGCACCUCAAAGACCUCAUUGCGGUGCAUGUGGUCUUUCCUGACUGGGUUGACGACAGUAAUAAAGUGAACCUGGUGAAAAUGAAUCAGCUCUACAUGACCUUCAAUGAGCUGGUGUCAUUGCAAAGUGCAGCAGCUCAAGUGGAGCCCAACAUGGACCUCAUCUACCUGCUAACGCUUUCUCUCGACCUUUAUUACACAGAAGAUGAGAUUUAUGAGCUGUCAUUGCUCAGGGAACCACGUAACCCCAAAUCAUUGCUGUCUUCUCCAACGACUCCCAAUAAGCCCCUGGCCCCACUUGACUGGGCCUCAGGUAUCACCACCAAACCAGACCCCUCUCUAGUCAAUAAACACAUCAGGAAGGUGGUGGAUUCUGUCUUCAGGAAUUAUGACCAUGACCAUGAUGGAUAUAUUUCUCAAGAGGACUUUGAGAGCAUCGCUGCUAAUUUUCCCUUCCUGGACUCCUUCUGCGUUUUGGACAAAGAUCAAGAUGGACUGAUCAGUAAGGAUGAAAUGAUAGCCUAUUUUCUUCGGGCUAACCCACUGCUCCAGUGUAAGAUGGGACCAGGAUUCAUCCACAACUUCCAGGAGAUGACAUACCUGAAGCCCACUUUCUGUGAACAUUGUGCUGGAUUUCUCUGGGGAAUCAUCAAACAAGGCUAUAAAUGCAAAGACUGUGGGGUUAACUGUCAUAAACAGUGUCGGGAGCUGCUGGUUCUGGCCUGUAGGAAGCUGAUCCGCUCCGGCUCUGUGGGCAGUGUUUCCCCUUCCAGACUGACCCACAGCUCACUGCCCAGCAGCCCUUUACUGCCCACCUGUGAAGAUGAGGAUGAGGUGUUUGAGUUUCCAGCUGUCACAUCAGCAGGGGCAGCUCUGGACACUCAGUCAAUCACCCUCAUGACCGGCUCAGCCCAGAGAAUAUCUGUGCGCCUGCAGAGGGCCACCACCAGCCAGGCCACCCAGACUGAACCCCUGUGGUCUGAUCACAACUGGGGGGCCAGAGAUGGUGGCUCCCAUACCUUUCCUAAAAUGAAAUACAGGACUCACAGGAAGACAUCUAAAAAUAAAGGUUUUGCCUGCUGGGAAAACCAAAAUGGUGGGCAGCACCAGGCGGAUUCCUCACGGUGCAGUCUGGAGUCUCAGGAGAAGCUGGACAGCUUAGGGGAGCUUGUAAAGAACGGCUUUACACUCAGAGGGAAGGACAGCUGACUUGGUGAGGGCAAAUCCCGAAGGUCCAGAAAGCCCCUGGCAGCAGGAACCAGGAAGCUCCUCUCUGUGGGGGAGGUGCUGGGCUGCCUGAGGUCCCCCUUCAGUGACGUGAAGUUCUCAUGGCCUCUCUAGACUUCAGCACAGACCCAGCUAGAGUAGGAGACAGUGUAGCUCAAUCAGGAAGGGUGGCUCAGUGGAUAACUGACCUACACCAACUGUGAAUUACGUGGAAUGCUAAGAUGAUACUUAGUUGUGGGUUAUUGGUCCAGAAUGUACAUAUAAACUGCACUGGAAAACGUGAGAAGUAGAAUAAGAAGAAGCAUAUUUUAUUCCUUACACGGUCGCAGAUCUGGUUCAGUUUAGUGGCGCAUAACAGCUAGGUUUAAACCCCAGCUUGGGUUCACUAUGAUAAAGUCAAAUCCUGCUUGAUCUGAGGAUAGCAAAAAGAAAGUUCUUAGUUGUCACUUUCCAAAUUGGACUGAUGAGAGAAAGCACGGUGCAUGUCAGAGACUGAGUAGAUAUUUGUAUGUGGGGCAGUAAAUGAAGGGAAAGUCAAGUUGAAAGUGAAGGUUAAGGGCAACCAACCAACAAUCAAAUGGGACCCUUGGAAUGGAAGAGUAUGCAAAUCAUACAUUUUUAUUUGUUUUUAACAUAAACUUUAUUUUGACUUAACUCCAAUUGUCACAAUCGAUCUAUUCAUACGUCCAGUAUGUCUUAAUUUCGCAGGGGGACUGGAGCUAUGGUUUCUUUCAAUCCAGCUGAUAUUUAGCGAAAAGACAGCAGUCAAUCACAAGGCCAACACACACAGACAAGCAACCAUUUAAAUUCACAUUCACAUUCAUACCAGAGUAAUUAACAGAUGCACAACCAAAGUGUCAACCAGAAACAAUGUGAAAGAUGAUCCGCUGUUAUCAUUUGCUAUCGAGAAGCCAACCCAUGGGCCUCGCAAUAUGAAGUGGAUUGUCACUGAGACUGAUGACGUGACUUUGUGUUGAAGAAGGAAGAAGCUCCCUCUCACCUCACGAAAACUCAUCAGGACAAUUGUGUGCUGUCCUCUUGUGGACAAUACUGAAAUACAAAACACCCCUUUGUGUGCUCUGAUGAGUUGCAUGGAAAAUGUGUUCCUCCUGGUUGAUUGAUUGAUAUAUAUUUUGAUUGAAUCAUUUAUAAAUUGUCAUCAAAGUGAUAGUGUACAGGGAUGUAGUUUUUGGGUGUAUACUGUAUAUAGUUGUAAGAGACCUGGUAGGUGUAACCUGCUAUCUGGGGACAUACAUUUGGCGUUUUAGAAAAGGUAAAUGUUGUGAGUUAAUCACACUGUAACUAGGUCUGGCCCAGUUCGCACACAGAUUUAAAAGACCAAUAAAUAACUCUACCUCCCUAAAUACUGCAAAAAUAGAUUUAUUUACUAUAAAUGUUGUAUUUCUAUUAACUUAUUUUACAAUGACGGCCAAGUGUUUGGACAGUUACACAUUUUUUGCUUCAGCAUAUGAAAUAAAAUGAUGCUAGUGGGAAGUCCCAGUAGGUUGAAAACAAUGUAGAAAGAACUUACGUCAUACGACAUACGACUUACAACUUUUUUUAUCAUCAGCUCUUCUGGUGUUUAAAGUAUUUCAAUAUUUAGUGGAAGCUCCUUUACAGUCAGUGACUGUGUGAAGUCUUUGACUCAAACACCUCAGCAAAUGCUUUGUAUCUUCCUUGGUGAUUCUCUCCCAAAGCUUCGCUGCAGCCUCCUCAGUCUUCUCUCGCCUAAUAUUUACUGUAUAAAUGUGAUUAUUCAUUACAUAAUUACUUAUUUAAUAUUUAAAAAAAUUGUGUUCUGCUCUUAUGAUUCUGAGUAAUAGGAAAGAAAAUAGUUAAAGGAGCAUUAAAACAUUUAAAUUUACUUUAUAUUUACAUACUCUCCUUUAUUUUGUUUAAUGUAUCUAAUUUAUCCUUUUACCAUCUAGACAUAAACUAACUGUAAUAUUUAAAAGAAAAAAAUAAGUUUUCAGUGACCAGAACUCUGCACUGGAUAAAAAUAAACAUCAUAAUAAUAACGUUUUUUUAUUUAUAGAACACAUUACUAAAUGUAUAAGAGGGCAACAUCUUAAAACAAAAAUAUCACAAACAAUUUCUUUAUCAAGUUCUCACUUAUGUCAAAAGCAAUAAUGCAUUUGUGCAAUGUCAAAAGUCAAUUAAUAAAAACAUUUCGGAGGCCUCGGUCAGGUGAAUGUGACGUGAAGAGGCUGUUGACAGCAGAGGGCUCUGGCAUAGAGGGAGGUUAUAACAGGUGGAAACUACAAGCUGGUGUUUUACCCUCAGUCAAAUGUGUCCAAGAAGUGCUUUAAAAAGGAAGAGGAUUUAUGGAGCCUGAAUUAGCCUGAAUCACACAAUGCUCAUGACUCAACUAAUCAACAUGUACAUACUUAUAUCAGCUUAAAUGAACCUGUUCAUUCUUGCACAGAUAAUUUUGUUUCAUGGAGACUGAACAGUGUGAUAUUAUGUUUGUACUCAAUAGGUUGUAAUGACCUGGAUGCUCUUCCAUAAGCAUCUGCUGUCUUUGAAGACAGUUAUUCUUGUUGCAUAAUUCUGUUUUGCUUCACUGGCACUGAAGUGACAGAUUAUUUCCUAAUACUUUGAGUUAUGCUUCUGGAUGCAGCGUAUGUGCUCCUCCAGCUCAAGCCUUCUGCUAAGACAGCCUCCCCUGGCCAGAAUUUAUGUACAAAACUCCAGAAUUUGUCUGUAUGCUGGGAUUAGUAUGGCAGAUACGUGGAUUGAAGACUCAAGGUGAGAAUACUCUGUAUGAACUUUACAUUUGCAAAAAAACGAAUGCAGGCCAGCUUACAAAUCAGAGGCAGAGUAAAGCAGGUGAUGUUUUCACUGUGCUAGGACAAAUAUGUAUUGCAGGACACUAAUGAACCACAGGCAAUUUUGAAGUGGAUAUACUCUAUGCUGAUUGAGAAAUGCGUGUGUAUAUAUGCCAUAUAUGUGCGUAUACUUUGCACUUCACUACUGAAAGCAGAAAUAGAUAUGGUCCUGUGUAUUUCCUCUUUUUUGCGAACUUGACAUUCUGAUGAUACAGCAGUUGAAGCUGCUGCCUAUCAAAUGUUAGAGAAGUUUAAAAAUAGCUUAGCUCCCCAUAGCUUAAGAUGAUAUCUUCAAUCUUGAAAACCCUGAAUAAAUGAGUAUUGAAACAAAAAUUCACAUGAUUCACUGUCAUUGGGAUUGCAUUCAUUGCCACUGAAUGGGUUGAUGAGAAAAAUGAUAUGAGUCAUCAGGCUUUGGACUGAUGAAAGUACUGUCCACCACCGUCAUUCCCUCCAGUGGCGUUACACAACCUGAAGACUUAACAAGCAGUACUAGAAGCUGUACUGUUCACAUGUACAGUACCUUCCAGGAGCUACUGCCCAUACAACCCAGGAAGGAAGGGGGGAUCUCUAUUGUGAAAAGAUCCAGCUUGUUUACUUGUAAGAUUCAGCACUGUACUGAAACAUUGUCAGACUUAAAAAUCAAUAUAGCUAAACCACAGAUCUUUUUCAUAUCUCUUUACUGUCAAAUCCUGUCCAAAGUUCAUGAUGUUACAUCAUGCACUAUUUUGCUGGUGCAUAUGGACAACCUCUCCUAACUGUUGUUUUGUACAGACACUGAAACAUAAGGUCAGAGAUGAUGGUGGGUUAUGCUGCUUAUAGAGUUUAGAAACUCACUUCUUGUUAACUCCAUAUCCUUUGAGUUCUUUACUAGUUUUCAGACCCAACGGAUGCUGACUCAAAUGGCAUCAUUUGUGGAUAUUGCAGGACACAAUUAGCACCUGUAAAUGCUUAGACUUAGGAAUUUCAGUGAUGAUAAAAGGGACAAAGUUGAAUUAUCUCCCGACCUUUAUCACUGCUGUGUUGAUUUGCAAUUUAGAAAUCGAUCCUCACCUUUUAAUGUGCUACCUUUAGUUUAAAGUACAACCUCACCUAGGUGAGUGGUCGUCCUCCAACCUAAAGGUCGGCAGUUCAAUCCCCAGUCUUUCUCAUCUGCAUGCUAAAGUGCCCUUGGGCAAGAUGCUAAACCCCAAAUUGCCCCUCAUAGAGCAACAAAGUGCUGCUAAUAGAUGCACUGUACGCAUGUGUGUGUGAAU